CAACGGCAAAUGUUGGCCCUUGCCGCUUUAAACCGACGUCGACGGAUGCAGAGAAGAAGAAAUCGCCGAUGUAGAUUUUGGUGUUUACCACGGCCACGACAAUCAUGGUUCGAGAUCCAUUAUAAUGAUCACCGCAUUCCUGAUGACUUCUUUAAACAGCAGCUCCGAGUUCGAAGAGCAACUUUUAAUCAGCUUUUGAACCUCGUAAGUCCACAUGUUGCAAGACAAGAUACAUCUAUGCGAAGCUGUAUUCCAGCAGAAAAGAUUUUGGCGAUAGGUUUAUACAGAUUAGCACAUGCGAAUUCAUAUGUUUCCAUUGCCCCCGUUUUUAAUGUCGGGAAAUCCACGGUCAUUGAAGCAGUACAAGAUGUCGUGAACGUUUUAUACGAUCUGCGAAAUCGUUACAUCAAGUUCCCUACUACAAUCCCGGAGAUGACUGAGUGCAUUGCAACUUUUGAGAGAACCAGAUCCGAGUUACCAAACGUUGCAGGUGCUAUAGAUGGGACACAUAUCCCAAUCAUCGCGCCCAGAGAAGAUGCAGUUGACUAUUUUAGUCGUUACCAGCAGCAUGAUAUGAUUGUUCAAGGGAUUGUAGAUGGUACUGGGAAAUUCAUUGACGCAGUUGCAAGAUUCCCUGGGAGUGCUCAUGAUGCAAGGGUUUUAAGAAACAGUAACAUUUACCAAGAGGCUGAACAGGGAAACAUUCUACAGGCUCCACGGAUAGAUAUUGAUGGGAAUGAUAUAGGUCCAUACCUAGUUGGAGAUAGUGCUUAUCAAAACACCAUCACUGGGGAUGACUUCCUUGAAAUGGAUGAGCGUGACUUUAAGGAGCUGAAUGGCUCCGUGUCAGAUCCCCUGACUCCUGGCUUUACUAAAGUGCCCAAGCCAUCAACAUCUCAGAGUGAUUCAUUCACUGAUGAUGAUGAAUCAGAACUUUCGUUCCAAUCAACCUUGACACUAAACUCCUCUUCAUCUGGUGAUGCUUCUGAUGUCUUCUGUUCCUCUCAAAAUAAGAGAACAUCGACUCCAAUUCCCCCAAAAGUGUCAUGUGCACCAGUUUCAGUGCAAGGUAAGACAAGCCCUGAUCUGCCUUCUGGCUUCAUUAUUCCCUCUAAGUUUGGGAAAAUUACAGAUGGAAAUCUGAAGAGUGGAAACCUAACUGAUGUGGACAGAGCGAAAGUUAUAAAAACUGUGGCAACUUGUGUAUGGGUGCACACAGACUCCCCAUCCCCAGGAUGUUUUGAAUGGUUGGCCAAACAGUUGAUCUCAAAAUACCCUACACUUGCUGAUGCUGACCCCCGCAAGAUGCUGCAGACUGUACCUACAGCGCCAAAGGAAGACUUCAAGUAUUGGGUAAGAUUUUUGAUGUCUUGCAAACUGAUGUUGUAUGUUGCCUUAGCAAUUUAA
This is a messenger RNA of Pocillopora damicornis (cauliflower coral), 1407 nucleotides long. RefSeq lists its product as uncharacterized. The record is from RefSeq and is a predicted model, not a curated record. Lineage: Eukaryota; Metazoa; Cnidaria; Anthozoa; Scleractinia; Pocilloporidae.